Messenger RNA from Tarenaya hassleriana, 1662 nucleotides. Its product is annotated as protein RETICULATA-RELATED 3, chloroplastic-like. Bases 461 to 1525 code for a protein of 354 amino acids. The record is from RefSeq and is a predicted model, not a curated record. The transcript is spliced from 3 exons. NCBI's taxonomy places the organism in Eukaryota, Viridiplantae, Streptophyta, Magnoliopsida, Brassicales, Cleomaceae.
CCCUAGAUCUGAAUUCGUCCCCAAAAUCCGUCUCUGUUCUCGCCUUUCCCUUCCUCUUCUUCCCCCCCAUUUCUGAUUUUCGCCGGCGGCUUUCGACGAGCCAAAUCUUCCGCAGCCUCUUUGCGUACUCUCUCUCCUCUCUCCCCUCUUUUGUCUCCGUCUGGCUCACAGAGACUCUGAAAUCUCUCUUCGUUUUUCCACCACGACGCGAGCUGAGAGAACAGACAAGGGUUCUUUCUGGAUUCGAUUCGACGCAGAACCUUUUACCUCGUACUGGGUUUUGAAUCCUCGGCUCAUACAUCCCGAAGAGCGGUCGUUUCUGAACGGAAUUGCAGAGGAUUGAUCGUCGUGUUGUCUUGCUUAGCUUCUGCCUCCAUAUAUAUCCCUAGUUGCCCGGUCGUUCUCAGAGGCGAGAUCGAUUAUACCGUUUUUAGUUAACUUAAGCUUCUCGCGAGCAAACAUGGCGGCCAUGGCACAGCUUCUCUUUUCUGUGAAUCCCAAACAGAGCAGAGUGCCAUUGCCAAGAAUAACCCGAGGGGAAUGUGAUCCAACGCUUUCCAUCACGUUCCCUCGAAAUGGGUCUGCCUCUUCACUCCACACCAAGCUCUCCAGCUCUUCCUCUCCUUCAACCCUCCAGCUUUCAUUUGCCGGAGGUGAUGGAACUGGCGGUUUCUCAGGAAAUGGCGGUGGAAAUGGUGGAGACGGUGGAAAAUGGGACGGCCAUGGAGAUUCAGACAGGGAUGACUCUUCCUCGUCUUCGUGGGGACCGUUAGGUCUUCUGAUCGAAGGAUGGCGGUCACGAGUCUCAGCCGAUCCCCAGUUCCCUUUCAAGGUUCUAAUGGAGGAGCUAGUUGGCGUAACGGCUUGCGUCCUCGGAGAUAUGGCAACCCGCCCGAACUUUGGCCUCAACGAGCUCGAUUUCGUGUUCUGCACUCUCGUCGUGGGUUCCAUCCUUAACUUCGCCCUUAUGUACAUCUUGGCUCCAACCUCAGCUUCCUCAUUAGCCUCCAAUGCCUUGCCUGGGAUCUUCGCAACCUGCCCGCCGAGCCACAUGUUCGAGCCAGGCAGCUACACAGUUCUGAACCGGUUCGGCACGUUCGUGUACAAAGGAGUCGUAUUUGCAGCUGUGGGAAUGGCUGCCGGGCUCGUGGGGACCGCACUAUCCAACGGGCUGAUCAUGAUGAGAAAGAAGAUGGACCCGGAGUUCGAGACACCGAACAAGCCGCCUCCUACGCUGCUCAAUGCCUCGACUUGGGCGGCCCACAUGGGAUUGAGCAGCAACCUGAGGUACCAGACGCUGAACGGAGUCGAGUUCUUGCUCGACAAGUGGAUGCCUCCGCUGGUGUUCAAGACAUCGGUUUUUGUCAUGAGGUGUUUGAACAACGUUGUCGGGGGAAUGUCGUUCGUUGUCCUGGCGAGGCUGACGGGGUCGCAGUCCGUCGACAAGGGGAAUGAAACGGGGACAGUGGCAGUGACAGCGGAGGAGGAAGAGAGGUUGAUCCAUGGCAGACAGGAUGAUAAGUGAUCAGUUUCAGACAUGGUCUUUUAUUUUUAUUUUUACUUUGUAUAAUCUCGUGUACUUGUCCUGAGAUCUUGGGUUUUGGUUUUAGCUUCUGAUGUGAUGAUGACUGCGAGUUUCCAAUAAAACGAAUCACUUCAUUA